Molecule: messenger RNA, 813 nt
Organism: Meyerozyma guilliermondii ATCC 6260
Lineage: Eukaryota; Fungi; Ascomycota; Pichiomycetes; Serinales; Debaryomycetaceae
Product: phosphatase PAP2 family protein
Exons: 1
Coding region: 1-813 (270 amino acids)
Biological process (GO): phospholipid metabolic process
Molecular function (GO): phosphatidate phosphatase activity
Source: RefSeq, a predicted model, not a curated record
AUGUUCACCUAUCUCAAUAGUUCCUCCUUUAGGAGGUACCAGCUCGAUUGGGUAUGUGGCUUAGCCAUUCUAGUAUACUUUUUCGUGGUUGCUGAACACGCAAAGCCUUUUUUUCGUCAAUUUUCUUUGGAUGAUCCAACAAUUCAACAUCCUUUUGCCGUCCACGAACGAGUUUCAGGAAUCGCUUGCAUUCUUAUUUCGGCCAUAGUGCCCACCGUGGUCAUUCUAGGAAGCGUACUUGUCAAAACACGGAACUUUAGGUUGAGCAAUGACCAACUUCAUCUUAUACAAGUUUCAAUUUUGGGACUUUUGCUUUCAUUGGCGAUUUCCGGAACCGUCACUGAUAUCCUUAAAAACUGGAUAGCACGCCCAAGACCCGAUUUUCUUGCUCGUUGUGGCCCCAAGGAGGGAACCCCUGUAAAUCAGUUGGUGGGGGUCGAAGUGUGCACAUCUCCGUUGGGAAUUGCCGUGUUGAUCGACGGAAUGAGAUCAACACCUUCGGGCCACUCGUCCAUAUCCUUUGCUGGAAUGCUAUAUUUGACGUUGUGGCUCUAUGGUCAGACUCAGGUUUUCCUGAAAAGACAGCCGAUCUACUUGACGUUGGCGUGCUCAUUGCCGCUUCUUCUUUCAAGUUAUAUCGCCUUGAGCAGAACCCAAGAUUAUAGACACCAUUUUAUGGAUAUCGUUCUCGGAACAUCCCUAGGCGUAUUCAUGUCUGCCACCGUCUACCACCGGUAUUUCAACGGGAUUUUCAGCGAAGACUCAAACAAGGUCGCAGAAGAGGGAGAAGUAUUGCCUCUCUAUAAUAAUUAA